AUGGUUUCAAAGGUUUUAUUGACAGGUGCUUCUGGUUACAUCGCCCAACACAUCACUAAUGAAUUACUCUCCCAUGGCUUUCAUGUCAUUGGAACUGUAAGAAGACAGGAGCAGGCAGACCAAUUGCAUAAGCAAUUCACAGAAGAAAAUCCAGCUUUGCAGAGGGAUCCCUCCCUUUUGACCUAUGUGCUUGUUCCAGAUAUUGGUGCUCCAGACGCUUUUGAUGAGGUAUUGAAGUCAACAUCUGACAUUACCUAUGUUCUUCAUACUGCUUCUCCAGUUGCUCUCAAUGAUGAUAGAGCUCUCGAGGACGUUUAUUUAAAGCCCGCCGUUGAGGGAACUAAAAACAUCUUAAGUGCUAUCAAGAAGUUUGCUAAUGUCAGUGUCAAGAACGUCGUAGUGACCGCUUCUCUUGCUUGUAUCAUGAACCUUGAUAAGGCUGAAGACAAAAGUUUCAUCCACACUGAAAAGGUGUGGAACAACAAUACUUGGGAUCAAACCAAAGGCGGGGAUAAAAUUGUUGCUUACAUCGUUUCCAAGAAGGAGGCUGAGAAAGCUGCCUGGGACUUCGUUGAGAAGGAGAAACCAAACUUCAAAUUGACGACAGUAAACCCUCCUUAUGUCUUCGGUCCUCAGAAAUUCGAUGCUUCGGCUAAGAAGGAAUCUUUGAACACCUCAGCUGAGAUCGUUGGAUCUCUGUUGCGCACGAAGUAUCCAUCUGAUGACAAGUUGUUUGAUGAUCCCGUGAGUAUAUCAGUGGAUGUUAGAGAUGUUGCUCUCUACCAUGUGCUGCCACUUCUAGAUGCUGAUCUGGCUUCGAAGAGAUUGUUUGUUGUUCAAUCCAAGUUCAGUGCUCAGAGAAUCCUGAACAUUAUCAACGAGAAUUUUCCUGACUUAAAGGGCAAGAUUGCUGUUGGAAAGCCCGAGGAAACGGCAAGAUUGGAAGCUCUCAAGGCACCCGAGUAUAACAACAGUGUUACUGUAGGGUUAACGGGAGUUGACCCCAUCCCACUGGAGAAGACGAUUGUGGACUCUGUCAAACAGAUAUUGCGAGCAAACAAGUAA
This is a messenger RNA of Komagataella phaffii GS115, 1065 nucleotides long. RefSeq names its product Putative dihydrokaempferol 4-reductase. Lineage: Eukaryota; Fungi; Ascomycota; Pichiomycetes; Pichiales; Pichiaceae. Gene Ontology annotation, molecular function: oxidoreductase activity, acting on the CH-OH group of donors, NAD or NADP as acceptor. The transcript has a single exon. The record is from RefSeq and is a predicted model, not a curated record. Bases 1 to 1065 code for a protein of 354 amino acids.